Messenger RNA from Prorocentrum cordatum, 3285 nucleotides. NCBI's taxonomy places the organism in Eukaryota, Dinophyceae, Prorocentrales, Prorocentraceae. The record is from the annotation of a GenBank genome assembly.
GCCUCUCAGUUCGUCUCAGUCCGAGAUGGUGUCCAGGCUGAGGAGGCUUGUGCGACCGAUGUGCCGGCCACUGCAAUGGCAAGGUGGCCGCGUGGAGAAGGCCGACGCUCUGCUCGACUAUCUCCUGAAUGCGACGCAGCUCCCCCUGGGCGCCGCGGCGCCCUCUCCUGACUGCGAGGGGGCGACCAUCGACCCGAGCAAGGCUGCCUUCGCCAAGGCGGGCAAGCCUGGCGACCUCCUCCAGUACCUGAAGCAGUGGGAUGACGUGGGGCGACCGGAGCUGGUCGACGUGGCCGACUCCCCGCAGGCCCUGCGAGGUACCCUGUUCCCCGUGUUCAAGGACGCCAACACGCAGAGGGUCGUCUUCAAUCGCAUCGCUCGCAACUCGGCUGAGUUGCCGCUGGGCGGCUUCUCCAGACUGAUCCCGAGCGCCGCCGCGCUGGUGGACCUGGAGGUGCCGGCUGGCUUUGUCCUGCGCGUCUGGGCGGACGACCUCCAGGACUUCUAUCCCGCCUUUGACUGCGCUUACGACGUGGCCUGCACCAGCGACGUGGCGCUCCCGCUCCCGACGAGGCUCUACGAGGGCUUCGCAGCGCUGGGCCGGCUUCGGAGGCGUUGCCGUCGUGAGGGUCGCGAGCUCCCCGAGAAAGUGGUUCCCUGCCAUGGCAGCCUGAUCAUGGGGGGCCUGAACGCUCCCGACUGGGCGUGCGAGUCCCACAUGCGGCUGCUCGCCCACGCUGGCAGCUUCCCCCCAGAGCGGCGGGUGCUGAACCGCCACCUUGCCCCCGAGGGGUCUGCCUGGGAGGGCGUCGUGCUGGGCGACCACUUCGGCCUGGCGGUCGACGCUCCAGGCUCACGGGAAGCUCGGCGAGCCAUCGAGGAGUCCUUCGCCCUUGCGCGCGAGGGCUAUGCCAAGGCUGGCCUCAGGGUCAGCGCGGGCAAGGAGGUGAAGGACGCGGCGGAGGCGACGGUCAUCGGGGCAGAGCUUCUGGGCCACGACCGGCUCGUCGGCGCCUCACGCACCCGCAGGCUGGCGUUGGCCUGGAUGGGCCUGUCCAUGGCCCGAGGCCGACGCUCCACUACGCUUGGGCUGCAGAGGUUCCUUGGCAUGGGGCUUUUUGCCGCGCUGUUCCGGCGGCCGACCCUGUCGCUCCUCCACUACUGCUACGAGGAGGUCGACGUCGGCCGCGACCCGCACGAGGUGUUCGACCUGAGCAGCGCGGCCUGCAACGAGUGCGCCCUGUUCGCGGUUCUCCUCCCGCUGAUGGCCACCGACCUCUCCGCAGGCUGGGGGCCGCAUGUUCUGGCCCCGGACGCCUCGCACCUGGCCGGAGCGUCCGUCAAGACGCCUGCCUCAGCGCCCACCGCCAGAGCUUUUUGGCGCCAGCGCGAGCAGCGAGGCGCUCGUACGUGGCUUUACCCCUCAGGCUGGGCUGCCCUUGCCAACCCCGAGGACGGCGCCGUCCUGCUGGACCUGGAGGAGGAUGCCGCACCUCCCCCUGGCGUCGUCGACCCGACGCUCUCGCUGAUCGAGUACUUCGACGUGCUGGAGCCCUGCUGCGGGGAGGAGGCCCGCCUCAUGGGCUACCUCGCGGACCGGGGCCUGCGUGCGGGCCCGAGGAUAGACAUCAAGUGCCGCAAAUAUUGGGACCUGGUCGACUCACGCUUGGCGGAGUGGGUAGUAUGGCUGAUCUGGCAGAGGCGCGUCAAGAUGACCAUAUCACAGGGUGUGCAUGCUGGCGCUGUUCGCCCACCUUCUCUCGGGCCACGCUUGCGCGAGCGCUCCCUGACGGCCUACUCUUGGUACACGCACAUCGUCGAGUUCCUGCUGACGCACGAGGCCGUGGAGCGCUUCGACCUCUCGAUGUGCCAGUUCGGCGCGCCCUGGAAGAAGGACACUAGCCUCCUGGUCGUGCGGGGCUCAUGGCUGGCGCCUGUGGCGAGGCGCUGUCGCGGAGGGCACAAGCACACGGUCUUAGAGGGCGGCCUGACUCCCAAAGCCGCGCUCUACCCGCACGGCUUCUGCGACGAGCUGUCCAAGCUGAUCGCCGACAACCUGGACGGGCCGACUCCGCCGCCGCCGGCGGAGAGCUCGGCGCCCGCUGGAGCGUUCGAGGCCCUCUGGCUGAACGACUACGUCGGCUUCGCUCCCUGGCAGCUGCACUGCCACCGCCUUUUCCGCAAGCCCCUCCACAUCAACUUGCUGGAGAUCGACGCGGCCUGCGACGCGGUGGGCGAGCAGGGCCUGCGGUUCCCUGAUUGCAAGCACAACCUCCUCCUGGACUCCCGCGUCUCGAUCGGGGCCAUCAGCAAGGGCCGCUCCUCAUCGACUGCGAUCAACAAGCUCUUGAGAAGGAGGGCCCUGUUGCAGCUGGCCGCGGGCUCGUGCGUCGGAUGCCACUUCGCGCCGACGCGACUGCAGCCAGCCGACGCCCCGUCGCGCACGCUCCGCGACCCGGCGAGCGCUCGGGCCCGCGGGGCCGAGGCUCCGUCUCUCGCUCCGUGCUGGCUGGCCGGCCUCGAGGCUGGGGGCGCCUCAGCCUUCCGCGCUUGGGCUGCGCUCCCGCUGCAGCGCCGGCAGCAGUCACGGUGGGAUUGGCUGGUGGCGUGCCUCUGGUGGCGCGGGCUCCUGCGGCUCGCCCCUCGACCGCGGGUGCGCGACCCCGCGCUGGGCUUCCCGGGCGAGGGCCCGCGCGGCGGAGCCUGGCCGGCGCGGCCGCGGGCCCGCCUGGUCGGGCUCUUGGUGCUGCCGCUGCUGCUGUGGGGCCCUGCGGCCGCGCCGCGCCCGCCGACCUCCCGCCCCGCGGGGGUGGGCCUGGCGGCCACGCGCGGCCUGACGCCAGUGGUCCAGGCGCGCCGUGCUGCCCUCGUCUCGCAGCUCCAGCACUGGCUGGCGGGCCGCGGCGUGCCCAGCUGGGACCUGUUCAUCCUGAUGGACCCAGCUCCGGUGGCUCGCUACCUGGCCAAGUACGGCCCGUUUUUGUACGACGCGAUGCGGAGCCGCCACGACUACGACGAGACGAUCAAUGCGGUGGUGGACGCAAAUCGUGCCCUCCGACACCCACUCGACGCGGCGUGGGACAUCUCCUUCACGCGGAAGCACCUGACGCCUGGCUCGAACCAUCAGGCGAUGCCGGAGGCGCUGCUGCUCGCUUCGGUGAGCCUUGCACUGGCGUGGGGCUGGUGCGACGUCGCCGGCGGCCUGCUCCUCGGCAUCUUCGGGAUGAUGAGGCCCUUCGAGUUCCUGAGGCUGAGGUUCGGGGACCUGGUGCUCCCCUCGCGGAC